AUGAGAUCUGGAAGAGGCGCGGCGUACGCCUGUUCAGAAGGCGAAGGAAAUGCCCCCAAGUCGUGCUGUGGACGACCCCCACUUAGGCUUUGCGUCUUGUUCCUCGGCGUCGUGGGAGCCUGUCUAGUAGCCGCUGGGGCAGUUCUGGGUGCCCUAAGGCCACACCCGAGAGCACCCCUCACAUUACUGCUACUAAUGAUAGGUAUAGGAGUAGUGUUGGUAACAGCGGCAGCGCUUGCAUGGAGACUUGGUGCACGAGAUACCCCUUGUGCACUACUUGGGCUUCGACGAGCGUCCUGCCGCCGACUUGUGCCCCGACUUCCACCCAGCUAUGCACGACCACACCACCCAUAUGCAGCCAUGCUGUACCCCGAGUUCCAUUAUAGGCCACCGCCACCCACCUAUCAAGCUUCAAUGCAAGAGUACAGACUCAGGUUACUUCUUCUAGACAGAAGCGCACCCACGGUGUCCCCACCACCCACAUACAGAUCAAACUCAGCCAGUCUAGUCAGAGGAACGACAGGCGCGACCUGGUGUGGUUCCCAGUAUAGCGGCCCUCCUUCAUACCGAGCACCGCGAGCGGACCCUCCCGCCACUGUCACUGACGUUCCUUCACUCACUCCCAUCGACCUGAAAUAUGCGGAAGACACGAUCGAAUCUCUCCCAAAACCCACAGAACAAGAGAAGGACCCAGACGAGCAUCUCGUGACCAUCGUUCACACAGACGCACAGCCUGUCAUAGUGACAGUCUCCGGUUCACCAGCGCUGAAUGAAACCCAUAUUACUCAUACCUCUGAAAUCGAUAUUUUAGCACAUUUAUAA
Messenger RNA from Parnassius apollo (apollo), 822 nucleotides. The record is from the annotation of a GenBank genome assembly. Lineage: Eukaryota; Metazoa; Arthropoda; Insecta; Lepidoptera; Papilionidae.